Messenger RNA from Raphanus sativus (radish), 1430 nucleotides. RefSeq names its product glutamate-1-semialdehyde 2,1-aminomutase 2, chloroplastic-like. The record is from RefSeq and is a predicted model, not a curated record. The coding region runs from base 117 to 503 and encodes 128 amino acids. The transcript has 3 exons. Lineage: Eukaryota; Viridiplantae; Streptophyta; Magnoliopsida; Brassicales; Brassicaceae.
AUCCUUAAGCUUGUUUGUGUCUUCAUGAAUUCAUCGCCAUCUUCUUUUUCUUCUCUCAAAGAAGCCCACCCGCUGCUGGGAUUACUGCCACCAACUCCUUUUGUCUCUGAGCAAAGAUGUCGGCGACGCUAACGGGAUCAGGAACUGCCUUGGGCUUCUCAUGCUCCUCGAAGAUCUCGAAGAGAGUCUCCUCCUCUCCGUCCACUCGCUGCUCCGUCAAGAUGUCAGUCUCCGUCGACGAGAAGAAGAAGAGCUUCACCCUUCAGAAAUCCAAAGAAGCUUUCAACGCCGCCAAGGUCAGUGAAGCUGAUAAUUCAUUGCCUUUGGACAUACACAAUCAAGUGUUUCAACUUGUAGAGAAGGGAAACGAUGCAUUCAAAGAAUCUCGCUUUGAAGAGGUAAGAGAGAUGCGGAAGUUGAUCCGGACAUCAAAAAUAAUUCUAAGAAGCAGAAGAAAGAGUUGGUUAAAGCUGAGAAAAAGGCACCACCUCCAAAGAAGGUAGAGACCAGCACUAGUUCUGAUUCUGAGGAAGAAGUCAAGAGGUAUAACUUCAGUUCACUUGAUUUGUAGUUUUGUUUUAAGUUGAACUUUUGUUGAUAUGCUUAGGACUUUUAUAAGGUUGACUUGAAAUUACUAAUAGUUUUAUUUGAGUACUCACGUUAACUGUAUUGCUUUUAAUCUGGAGGCUGCCCCUGUGAAGAAGCAACCAGCAAUCCCUAAAAAAAACAAGGCAGAGAGCAGCUCUUGUUUUAUUUUCAUUGAUAUAAUGCCCAAGUAAAUCAAGUCGUGAGUGGGGCAUUAGAUCGUUUGCACUAUGAGCGGGACCCUUGUGUACAAUUCGAUGCUGAUAGGAAGCUGUGGGUGUAUCUACACAGAGACAGAGAAGAAGAAGAUUUUGAAGAUGAUGGUACUUCAUCCACUAAGAAAUGGAAGAGGCCGAAGAAGGAAGCAGCAGAGCAAACAGAGGAACAAGAAGCUGUUACUGGAGCGUUUAAUGGGGAUGAAGAGCAAACCGGAAAUGAGAUGGGUUCAGAAAAGAAGACUGUCGAGCCUGCUGGUGUAGACUGGGAUCAAGGAGCAGCGGACCAACUUUGUAAUGGGGCUGGACAAGCUGCAGAGGAGGAGCAAGAUGUUGAGAACACUGCGCAGGGUAAUGAGACAACGAUGUGGGAGCCUGUUGUUUCAAAUCGUGUUGAGGAUAACACAUUUAUCUGCCAAGAGAACUCAGUGGCUGAUGAUUUUGACGAUGAAACAUGAUUGCUGAGAUGCAUUGAUACCAAGUAGGUUUCGAACUCUUUUUUCUUUUUUUAUUUUGUUGGAUUGAUCAGAUCAUCAUACAUAGUCCAAGAGAACUCAGUGGCUGAGAUGCAUUGAUACCAAGUAGGUUUAGACUUGUGUGAAUAUAGUAUAACAAAGUUUAAAUUCCUAA